This is a messenger RNA of Fomitiporia mediterranea MF3/22, 282 nucleotides long. RefSeq lists its product as uncharacterized. The transcript is spliced from 3 exons. The record is from RefSeq and is a predicted model, not a curated record. Lineage: Eukaryota; Fungi; Basidiomycota; Agaricomycetes; Hymenochaetales; Hymenochaetaceae. The coding region runs from base 1 to 282 and encodes 93 amino acids.
AUGACAAACCACUCUCUUGACUAUGGACAUGCCUACUCGUUCUUCACUAGCUCAAUCCGCGCCACGGAUGCUAAGUCUGAUGAUCCAAACUUGGUACCAUUACCUGGCUCCGAGUCCUUCACUGUACAAUACGUCAACGCAGCGAUGUUGACUGUCGUAAUCUACAAUGCUUUGGUAACGAUUGAUAAAGAGAUAAAAUAUAUCUGGGUGAGCUCUGUACUCAUCUGCAUGGGUCAACGAUUCAUUGAUACCGACGAAGGCCAAGCUGUGCAGCCCUAUUAG